CUGAUCAGCACCCCGGUUCAACCGCCGAAGAGUGGCAGUCGCGUUCCGCAGCCGUCAUCGAACUACUGUUCAUUCGUGCGCACGCCUUCGUCAGAGCCUCGUCGCCGCAUCCCUAACUCGCACCACCGGACGAAGUCUUUCGACGAGGUGACCGACGCUUCCACCUCGUCCUUCGUCUACCACAGCGUAGAUUCGCCCAAACAAGGAAUGCUAAAAAGACCCGCUACUCUGGACGUAAAACGCGACUGCUUCGGCUUGACGAAUGGCGUUUCCACCGAGAGCGGCAUAUCCACCGCCGACAGCUCGUUCCUGACGCGAUUUUCUCCGCCGUCGUCGUCGAUUCCAGAUUAA
Molecule: messenger RNA, 351 nt
Organism: Soboliphyme baturini
Lineage: Eukaryota; Metazoa; Nematoda; Enoplea; Dioctophymatida; Soboliphymatidae
Source: the annotation of a GenBank genome assembly